GGGGCCUUUAAUGGAUUCCGGCCGAAACGAGGAACACAAAGAAAAGAGAUCGGUUUUCUUUAUUUUCGGAUUCAUUUAGUUGGGCAGUGGCCGCAAAUCCAAACCCUUGCGCGCGACCUGCUACAUUUCGAUCGAUCGAUCGAUCUGUCUCCUCGUGGCGCGGUGCGAAUCUGAACGCGAGGAGGAAGAGGAGGAAGAAGCAAAUUCGCUCCUUUCUCGAGUGGGGGUAUGUGUGGUAACGGUUAAGUGUGGGGGGAAAAAAUCCGAGAAUUUUAAUGAAAUUGCCGCUGUGCUUCGUUUUGGAUGGACGUAUGGCGUCGGAGGGGGAUCGGUCAGUUUGAGGAUGCAAUGUGAAGGGAAGAGGACCUAAGCCGUCCGCCAUGGAUCCGCCUUUUUCUGUUUCACUCUUCAGGAUUUGUGCUUGACCCAUCUAAAUGUAGCCAGUUGAGCAUUGAGGAGAAGAGAGAGCUUGUCCGUGAAUUGACAAAAUGGCCAGAGAGUGCUCUUGAGAAGCUACAGACAUGGACCCGCCAUGACCUUUCAGACAUUCUGUGUGCUGAGAUAGGAAAGGAGAGAAAGUAUACUAGCUUAACUAAACAGAAAAUGAUAAAUUGCCUUCUUCGAGUAGUUUCUCAAAAGAAAUCUGGAGAGAAUGCAAACAAAAGGGAUUCAUCACAGAUACCGUCUACACCUAGUCCUCAAACCACAGCUAAGAGACAAAGGAAGAGCGAGAAUCCAACACGGUUACCAAUUGUCACAAAUAACCUCCAGAUAAACAAUGUAGAAGAAGCUCCGGAGAAUCUAAGAUAUUGCCAGAAUUCUGCCUGCAGAGCUACUCUUAACAUGGAGGACUCAUUCUGCAAGCGUUGCUCAUGUUGUAUAUGUUACAAAUAUGAUGACAACAAGGACCCUAGUCUUUGGCUGUUUUGUAGCGCUGAGACUCUUUCUCAGGGUGAAUCUUGUGGCAUGUCUUGUCAUCUUGAAUGUGCCCUUAAGCAUGAAAGUACUGGUAUGAUGAAUAGUGAUACAUGCACAAAAUUGGAUGGGAGAUAUUACUGUGUUCAGUGCAGAAAAUCUAAUGACUUGCUUGGGUGCUGGAAGAAGCAGCUUGUGAUUGCAAAGUAUGCUCGCCGUGUUGAUGUACUGUGUUAUAGGAUUUCUCUUAGUCAUAAACUUCUCAGCUCAACAGAGAAGUACCAGAGUUUGCAUGAGAUAGUUGACCAAGCAUGGAAGAAAUUGGAGUCUGAGGUCGGUCCUAUUGAUGAUUUAGAAAAUAUGGCACGUGGAAUUGUCAACCGACUUUCUGUUGGUGCUGAAGUUCAAAAACUGUGUGCCAGCGCAGUAGACUUACUGGAUUCCAUGCGUUCGGAUGCCCAGUCAACUCAUUCUCGAGUUCACCAAAUUGCUUCAGUAUCCUCUAGCUUCAUUAGAUUUGAACAAACAUCACCCACAUCCCUCACUGUUGUUUUUGAUAUAGAGAAUGACUCACCUCUAACUAAAGAACUAGUUGGUUUUAAUUUGUGGCUCAGACUAGCAAACAGCCCAGCAUACCCUGAAGAACCAUCAUUUUCUGUGUGUAACCCAAAGAGGAGAUUGCUAAUCACAGAAAUAGCUCCAAAUAUAGAAUAUAUGUUUAAGAUAGAAGCUUUUAGCAUUACAAAUGAUCUGGGGACAUGGGAAAUUGGAGUAAAAACUCAAGGCAACCCCGUCGUCGACAACUCUGUGGAUGUAGCGCUGGAGACAGAUGUUUCAGGAUCACAUUGCCAAAGCCCUAAAGCAACAAGUAGUGCCUUGUCAAAUCCCUCUGAGGGAGAUGAAUCUAAUACUAAUAGUACAACAUGUGCUGACUUGAAUAAGCUGCCAGAAAUGGAUUUUGAUGAUUUUGAGAAGCCUGAGAUUGUUGAGACAGAAAGAUCAUCAGACCGUACUGAAAAGGAUACUAACCAGCAGAAGACUGAAUGCAAGGGUAUUAUUUCUGGAGGAGAAGCUAUUGUGCCAGAGAUGACACUUGGGCACUCCGAGUCUGCUAUAGAUGAGGAACCAAACUCGACCAUUUGCACAGACUCCACCAAAUCCAUGGAGAAUAACCAGGCGUCUGAGGUCCUGAAAUCAGAGAAUGAAUCUAACAAUCCUGUCGGUAACACGAUUGCGAUUGUGCCAUUUGGAAAAUUAGAUUCCACUCUUCCUGCUGCCCUCUGCAGGGCAGAAACUGGAACAGAUGGCUCUGGGAGGUGCAACAAAGGGAAAUCCAAGGUAGACAUAUUUGAGAAUGGUUCAACGAAGCCGGACAAAGAACCAGGGAGUUCAUCAAAGGAGAGACAAUUUGACGUUGUAAAUCUUAGCGAUAGCUCGCUGGAAGGGACCUAUGAGUCCUGUGUGAAGGUGAUCAGAUGGCUGGAAUGCGAAGGGCAUAUCGAAACCAGCUUCAGAGUAAAGUUCUUGACUUGGUUCAGCUUGCGGGCAACCCCUCAGGAGAGGCGAGUUGUUAGUGUCUAUGUUGAUACUCUGAUCGAAGAUCCUCCAAGCCUUGCAGGGCAGUUGGUCGACACCUUUUCAGAAGCAAUCUACAGCAAGAGACCACCACCAAUGCCGAAUGGCUUCUGCAUGAAGCUUUGGCAUUGAGAGUCCAUUCUUGAUCCUAUUUGAUAGUGAUUUAGAUACAAAUUGUCGCAUUGAUUCUUCAGCGAAAUACUUAUUCAUGGAUCAGCCAGUUGAGGUUGAGGUCAAUCCCCAUUGUUGCUCAUUGAAAGUUACACUUUUUAUGCAUGUACUAGAUUCCUUUGACAUUGCUGUUAUGAAAUUAUGUGACACUGAUCUUUAUUUCAAGAAGCUCAAGCAUCAAUAUUUAUUA
This is a messenger RNA of Zingiber officinale, 2851 nucleotides long. RefSeq names its product VIN3-like protein 2. The transcript is spliced from 4 exons. Gene Ontology annotation, biological process: epigenetic regulation of gene expression; vernalization response. The coding region runs from base 604 to 2622 and encodes 672 amino acids. The record is from RefSeq and is a predicted model, not a curated record. Lineage: Eukaryota; Viridiplantae; Streptophyta; Magnoliopsida; Zingiberales; Zingiberaceae.